CCCACCUGAAAAAGUGAACGUAAAUCCCCUUCCAUGACCAGUCGAACCCACUGUAAAUGAAUACUAAAAUCUGAACACUCUGUGAAAUACAUGUGUAGUGUCCAUCACUUAGUGUUGUCCUGAAGUGCAAUGGCUUCAAACGAUGAAACUUUGGACGACCACCAGAGAUUUGUGUUGAUGAAGUUUCGUCGAAACGUAUCCGACAUCACACAACCACACCAUGACGAUAAAUUUCUCCUGAGAUGGCUAAGAGCUCGUUCUUGGGAUGCGGAAGCAGCGGAAAAAAUGCUCAGACAGUCGAUGAAAUGGCGUCAGCAAUGGGAAGUCGAUGGUGCUUUAAAAAACUGGCAACCGUCCGAAAGUCUCCUCAAUUUUUAUCCGUGUGGCGUUAGCGGUUACGACAAAGACGGAGCUCCUGUGAUAAUUGUUCCUUUCGGUGGUCUAGAUAUGGUCGGAAUUUUGCACGCAUUUGGACGCAACGACUUGAUUAAAUUAACUAUACAGACGUUGGAAAGGUUCAUGGAGUUGGCCGCCGAGAAAGGAGGCCAUAAAUUCGUGGUCAUAUUCGAUAUGGACGCGUUUAAUAUUCGACAAUACGCCUGGCGACCAGCUGCUGAAGUUGUCGUAUCUUUAGUCCAAAUGUACGAAGCAAACUAUCCCGAAAUUUUGAAAGCUUGCUACAUUAUAAACGCGCCAAGAGUUUUCGCAAUUGCAUUCAAUGUGAUAAAGAGGUUUUUGAACGAGUAUACGCUAGGGAAGAUACAAAUUUUCAAAAAUGAUCCGAAAAAAUGGAAAAAAGCAGUGCUUGCUAAUAUUGAGCCCGAUAAUUUGCCCGAACAUUUUGGGGGGACUUUAGCAGAUCCGGAUGGGAAUCCCCGAUACACAACAAAGAUAAACCAAGGCGGUAAAGUCCCCAAAGAGCUAUACAAAACAACGUUCGACAUUUCGUCAACCACUCGACAAUUCACAACAGCUGUCAUCAAAAAAGGCGAAAAGUUAAAACUUGAUUUUAUCGUAGUUGAGGAAGGAAGCUUCUUAAAAUGGGAAUUUCGCACAGAGGCACACGAUAUUCGCUUCGGCAUAAGUUUAAUAGAUGCCGAAGGCAACGUCACUCCAGUUAUCCAUCACAAACGCGUGGCAGCACAUCAGAUAGACGAAAGCGGUGUCAUCGCGUGCCAAGCACCAGCCACAUAUACUGUGACUUUUGACAACACCUACAGUCUUCUAAGAAGCAAAAAAAUCCACUAUGAAAUUCACAUCGCACCUCCAUUGGGCAAACUUGAUAUUUUACCAAACGAAGAUGAAAUUAACGGAAAUGUGAAGAGUGAAAUUGCAACAACAAGCGCCCAAUAAUAAUUAUUAUAAUUAAAACAAUUGGUAAAUAAUUUUGUUAUGAUUUAUUGUUAUGGAAGUGUGUAAUAAAUUGAUUAUUCAUCGGUAAACAACAA
Molecule: messenger RNA, 1448 nt
Organism: Tribolium castaneum (red flour beetle)
Lineage: Eukaryota; Metazoa; Arthropoda; Insecta; Coleoptera; Tenebrionidae
Product: SEC14-like protein 3
Exons: 8
Coding region: 130-1353 (407 amino acids)
Cellular component (GO): cytoplasm
Source: RefSeq, a predicted model, not a curated record